Quercus robur (English oak) is the source of this 2690-nucleotide messenger RNA. Its product is annotated as GTP-binding protein BRASSINAZOLE INSENSITIVE PALE GREEN 2, chloroplastic. Lineage: Eukaryota; Viridiplantae; Streptophyta; Magnoliopsida; Fagales; Fagaceae. The coding region runs from base 234 to 2252 and encodes 672 amino acids. The record is from RefSeq and is a predicted model, not a curated record. Gene Ontology annotation, molecular function: GTP binding. Gene Ontology annotation, biological process: chloroplast rRNA processing; brassinosteroid mediated signaling pathway. The transcript is spliced from 5 exons. Gene Ontology annotation, cellular component: mitochondrion; chloroplast stroma.
ACAGCGUUUUGUGUUAUCCUUAUUUUAGCGAGCUUUAUUCUAUCAGAAUCAGAACUCAGACCAUAGCUCUCCCAACGUCUCUCUUUUGAUUUUGAACAGAAAUCAACACUCACUCACACUACGGCUCUCUCUCUCUCUCGCUCUCUCUCAGACCCAGAACAAAAGAUUCACAAGCCACACGGAACAGCGUCGAGUUCUGUUCAAUACCUGCUCUCCACAUAGUUCUUUUUGAAAUGGCUGUGCUGUUAUCUACAACUCUUCCUUCAACAACCACCAAGCUGAGCCUGAAAUGUUUUGGCACUAGCAUUAUACAAGAGAAACCAAUCAUAGAAAGUUGUCUUUUCACAGGCUUUAGUAUAGGGAAUGACAAAGAAAAACAGAGGAAGAAAGUUUCAUUUAUUAAUUUAGCAGUAAAGAACAAGCAAACAAUUGUUGAAACAACCCAGAAUGUCAAUGGGAGAAUAACACCAAGAAAAGGUGGUAGAAACCCUGUUUUGAGUGAGGGAAGAGAUAAGGAUGAGAACUAUGGACCUAUAUGUCCUGGAUGUGGGGUCUUUAUGCAAGAUAAGGACCCAGACCUUCCUGGGUAUUAUCAGAAAAGGAAGGUCGUACCAACAGAUUUGUCAGAUGGUGAGGAGGGUAUAGUGGGCGAGUUUGAUGGAAUUUAUGAAGAAGAAGAAGAAGAAGAAGAAGAAGAUGAAGAUGAAGAAGAAGAAGAGGGGUUUGUGGAUGACAUUGAGGGUGAAUUUCAGGAAUUUGAUUUGAUAGAAGGUGAUUUGGGAGUGGAGGAUGAGUUUGAUUGGGAUUCUGAUGAAUGGGAAGCUAAGUUAAUGGAGGAAAAGGAGGUAAAGUUGGAUUUGGAUGGAUUUGCUCCUGCUAGUGUCGGUUAUGGUAACAUUACAGAGGACACAAUUGAGAAGGCUAAGAAGAAGAAGCUGUCGAAAGCAGAAAAGAAGAGAAUUGCUAGGGAGGCUGAGAAAGAAAAAGAAGAGGUUACGGUGUGUGCUCGGUGUCAUUCAUUGAGGAAUUAUGGGCAGGUGAAAAACCAAAAAGCUGAAAACUUGAUACCCGAUUUUGAUUUUGAUAGGCUGAUCGCUACCCGGUUAAUGAAACCCUCUGGGAAUGCCACUGCUACUGUUGUGGUGAUGGUUGUUGAUUGUGUUGAUUUUGAUGGGUCGUUCCCGAAACGGGCAGCAAAAUCAUUGUUUAAGGCAUUGGAAGGAACUAAAGAUGACUCCAAGCUUAGCAAAAAGUUACCAAGGCUUGUUCUUGUGGCUACAAAGGUUGAUCUUCUCCCUUCACAAAUUCCACCUGCUAGGUUAGAUAGAUGGGUUCGGCAUCGUGCUAGGGCUGGAGGGGCACCCAAGCUAGCUGGGGUUUAUAUGGUCAGUUCCCAUAAGGAUUUGGGUGUGAGGAAUCUGUUGUCCUUCAUCAAGGAAUUGGCUGGUCCUCGAGGGAAUGUGUGGGUAAUUGGGUCUCAGAAUGCUGGCAAGUCUACUCUAAUCAAUGCAUUUGCAAAAAAGGAAGGGGCAAAAGUUACCAAGCUUACAGAAGCUCCAGUGCCUGGAACAACUCUUGGCAUUUUGAGAGUCGGAGGGAUUUUGUCAGCCAAGGCUAAGUUAUUUGACACUCCAGGGCUUCUACAUCCAUAUCUAAUGUCCAUGAGAUUGAAUAGGGAUGAACAGAAAAUGGUUGAAAUACGGAAGGAGCUACAACCUCGGACUUACAGGAUGAAGGCUGGGCAUGCCUUACAUGUUGGUGGUCUGGUGAGACUAGACCUUAGUCAAGCUUCUGUGCAAACAAUUUAUGUUACAAUUUGGGCAUCCCCAAAUGUAUCUCUACACCUGGGAAAGGUAGAAAAUGCUGAAGAUAUUUGGAGAAACCAUGUUGGUGUUAGGUUGCAGCCUCCCGUUGGUGCAGAUUGUACUUCUCAAUUAGGCAAAUGGGAAGAGAAGGAAGUCAAAGUGUCCGGAAUGAGUUGGGAUGUGAAUAGCAUUGAUAUUGCAGUGGCUGGUUUAGGUUGGUUUGCUUUAGGUCUCAAAGGCGAAGCAACCUUGGCAUUGUGGACAUAUGAUGGCAUUGAAAUAACUUUAAGAGAACCUUUGGUUCUUGACCGAGCACCAUUCCUUGAGAGACCUGGGUUUUGGCAACCAAAGACCAUAUCUGAUGCCAGUGGCACCCAAACUAAACUUAAAAAAAGGAAAAAGCUUCAACAGGUGAGUAGAGAUUUCCUUUCAGAUGUGUCUGUUUGAAAAGAAAAAGAAGCCCAACUGAUAGAUUAAUUGCAUUUAGCAAUGUGAUUGAGCUUGAGAGGCUGUAAGAAGCCAGCUUAAGUAUAGAAUAGAAAAUAGGUUUCAUAGGCUUUUAAUCUACAGGUUAUAGAACAUCCAGAUUUUUUCAGAGUAUUUCAAUUAUGGAUGUGUGUAAUAAGAUUAGCAAUUCAAAUGCCAAGAGCCCUGUAGCUUGGUAACAUUGCUUGGUCUUCUUUACCAAGAGAAUCAAGGUUCAAAUCCCUUGUCCUCUAUUUGUUGUAAAAUUGAAUUAUCGAGAGAGAGUAGUUCAAGGGAAGGGAGUGCAUAACUGAUGCUGGAUGCAGUGUGUAUCUUUGUAAAUGUAUUAGGUACAAGAUUUUGCUAGCUGCUUUUUAAUGAGACAUGAUCAACUUAUGUCGAUUUUGGAGGAUUGUGAAA